Messenger RNA from Dermochelys coriacea (leatherback sea turtle), 1001 nucleotides. It is a transcript of the gene FGFBP3, whose product is annotated as fibroblast growth factor binding protein 3. Gene Ontology annotation, biological process: cell-cell signaling. NCBI's taxonomy places the organism in Eukaryota, Metazoa, Chordata, Testudines, Dermochelyidae. The transcript is spliced from 2 exons. The record is from RefSeq and is a predicted model, not a curated record. Bases 218 to 973 code for a protein of 251 amino acids. Gene Ontology annotation, molecular function: growth factor binding.
CUCCUGUGCUAUUGAUAAUACAUUCAUGCUCCAUACACCCGUCUAACAGAGACUAAUCCUACAUGCAGACUCACACACUUUUCUAGUAGACUACUCAACCUCACACAGUGCACGGGCUCCGGGGAUGCCGAGGGCCCCUCGCUCCUUCGCCGGGACUCUCCAUCCCUGCUGCACUUGCAUGACAAAAGGCAGCCGGCAGCUCCGCUGACCUAAUGAGAUGAGGGUCUCCCGGGCGGUUCCACUGAGCCUCCUGCUCCUGGGCUGCCUAGGGGGCGCCGCCAGCGGGCAGGCCCGAGGGGCCGGUGAGAAAGCGGAGCGCCCCGCGCCCUGGGCGCAGUCCGGCCAGUUCUCUACCCGGGAGCAGCAUGUGUGCAGCUGGCGGCUGGUCCGAGGGGAGGAGGCCGCCGAGCUGCAGCUGAGUUGCCAGGCGCCUGGAGAGGGCGGCGGCGAGCGGCUCCGGUGCGUGUACCGGGGCCAGCCGGAGCGCUGCGCCGCCUACAGCGCCAAGAGCCGCCAGUACUGGAAGCAGAUCCUGGGCAAGCUGCGCCGGAAGCGCCACCCCUGCCGGGACGGCAGCCCGCUCAAAGCCCGGCUCUGCGGCAGCAAGAAGGGGCCGCCCGAGGCGCAGCUGCGCCUGGCACCCCCCAGCCCCAGCCCUGCAGCGCCUGGGGCCGCCGGGGGCCCCGCCAGAGGCCGAGCCAGGGCCCAGGAGGCGCCUACGCUGCAACAGCCCGGGGCCCCCGGCGCCCAGGCGAUGAGCAGCGGGGCACACGCUGGUGCCCUGGAGAAGCGGGGCAAGGCGGGCAGCAGGAAAGGGGGUCCCGGCUCCCCGGUGCCCCCCGAGCAGCGGCCGCCCACGGCCGGGGGGAAGCCGGAGCCGCCCACGGAGCCGAGCGAGGACCUGGCCGAGACCUAUUGUGCGGAGCAGUGGCACUCGCUGUGCAGCUUCUUCCUGAACUUCUGGAACGGCUGAGGGCACAGGGCGGUGGCGGGCGGGGAGG